AUGACAGACACUGAAGACAAUCAACAAACUUUGAGAGCGCCAAAAGACGCUUCAUCCAAAACACCAAAAUCCCCAACUAAGACAUUUUCAAAGUCCCCAGCACCAAAGAGUGCAAAGAAGAACGUUCCUAAAUCUCCAUCAACACCAGAGCCAGUACAAACUCGUUCGGAACCACCCGAUUCUCCUGACAGAAUGGCACAAUCAGCCGUUUCAGACAACGAGGAUCUCACCAAUGAUUACGAGGGAGAUGAAGAGGAGGAGAACGGGGUCGCAGAGGGAGAAGAGGAAGGAAGAGAAGAAGAUGACGAUGAGGGCCAAGAGGAGGAAUUGACUGAGCGUGAUCCAAACGAAGAUUCACGUAACUUGAGAGAUGCUCCAGAGAAAGCUUCACAUGCUUCCGAUGAAAAGGAAGUAGACGAUGUUCGAAAGAAGGCUACUAAAGCCGGUAAGGGCGUCAAAAGUAAGGCUACUACCACUGGUAAAGCUGCUAAGAAGACAACAGAGUCUAAAGCUGGAAAUGCCAAGGACAAGACCAAAUCAAAGGCUGGAGACGUCAAGAAGACUGCAGAAAAGACUGGCGAAAAGGCCGGAGAAGUUGCAGAUAAUGUCGAACCUGCUGGAAAAGUCAACGAAAAGGGCCAGGUGGUUGACGAUGAUGGAAAUGUCAUUGGAAAGAUUAAUGAAGCCAAUAUUGACAAGUCCAAACUCAAGGGCAGUAUUGUCAAUGAGGAAGGAGAUGUUUUGGACAAGGAAGGCCGUGUCAUUGGAUCUGCCGAUCCAGUUGAAGAUGCCGAUGAGAACGCCGAUGGUUUGAGAUCUCCUGCUGAUAGCGCCAAAUCUGGCCUUGAAGGAGAGACCAAAAAGCCGAUCAUCCCUCAAUCCAAACUCAAGGGUCCAUUUGAAAUCCAAGAGUCCGGUGAGAUUCUUGAUGCCAAUAAAAAGGCAAUUGGUAAACUCCAAGAUGAUGUUGACCUUGAGUCUUUGGUCGGCAAGCAAGGUGUCAAUGUCGACGAUCAGGGAAAUCUCGUCGGAGAGAACGGCAGUAUUCUCGGAAAGGUCAACUUGCUUCCACUUGAUCAACUCCCAAUUCCAGACAGCAUCAGAGAGCAGAUCAUGAAUGCCGGUAUUCCAGAAGGCAUUAGUCAGCUCGGAAGCCAGCUUGGCUCAAAGGCUGAUCUCGGAUCACAAGUUUCAGAAGCCAAGAAGGGUGUCGAAGGUGCUGUCGAAGAAGGCAAAGACACCGCUGAAGGCGCAAAGGAUCAAGCUGAAUCUAACAUCCCACCUGUUUCCAUUCUUGAAGGACUUAAGGUCAACAAAGCCGGAAAGAUCGUUGACAGAGACGGCAACCCAGUUGGUCAACUCAUUGAAGGUGAUGCCAAGAAGCUUGCCGGCAAGAAGUGCGAUAAAGAGGGUAAGAUCUAUAACGAUACUGGUAAGGUCAUUGGCCGUGCAGAACCCCUCCCAGAAGCCGAGGAAAAUGCAUCUUCACCCUUUGAGGAUUUCCCUGGUGCUAUCGUUGAUAAGUCAGGAAAGGUAAUCUUUGAGGGACAAAUCAUCGGUCAAGUUAUCGAUGGAGAUGUCAAGAAGAUGAUCGGCAAGACUGUUGACGAGGACGGUGACAUUCUCGACAAGAAUGGCAACGUCAUUGGAAAGGCAGAACGUACCGAAGAAGAGCCAGAGCCAGAGGCGGAAGGACCAGAUUACUCGGUCCUAUUCGACAAGAAGGUUAACAAGCUUGGAAAUGUUACAGAUGAUUCCGGUCGUGUGGUUGGCCGUAUUAUUCAAGGUGUCUUGAAGAACAUGAUCGGUCGACGAUGUGACAAGGAGGGAGCUAUCUGGGGCGAUAACGGCAAAAAGAUCGGUCAAGCUGAGCCAAUUCCAGAAGCAGAGAAGGAAGAGCUCAAGGAGCCAGCACCAUUCGAAGACUUCCCAGAUGCUACAGUUGAGUCCAACGGCGACGUUGUCCACAACGGCGAGGUCAUUGGCAAAGUCAUUGAAGGUGAUGCCAAAAAACUCAAGGGCAAGAAGGUCGACGCAGACGGAGAUAUCUUGUCUGCUAGCGGCAACGUUCUUGGCAAGGCCCAGCGUUGGGAGGCUCCGGAAGCCGAACCAGAGCCAGAAGUCGACAAUUCUUCCUUAGCAGGAAAGCGUGUAAACAAGGCAGGCAACGUCGUCAACAAGUCUGGCGAGAUUUAUGGUCGUGUUGUGGAGGGAGAUAUCAAGCAACUCGCAGGCAAGAUGUGCGACAAGAAUGGAUUUGUUAGGAAUGAGGGAGGCGACAUCAUUGGCAAGUGUGAAGUCGUUCCAGAGGGUGAUCGUGAAGGAUUGAAGGAAGGUCCUUUCACAGAUUUCGACGGUUGCACUGUUAACAAAGAAGGCAAGGUUGUUACAUCAGCUGGCGAAGUUGUUGGUCGCUUGGUAACCGGUGAUCCCAAUGUUCUAUUUGGACGAGCUGUCGAUGAUGAUGGCGAGAUUGUUGAUAAGAAUGGUAACGUUCUUGGAAGAGCGGAGAGGUGGCAAGAAGAGGAGGCCAAGAAAGAUAUCAACCCAAUGUCUGGUCGCAAAGUUAAUAAGGAGGGUAAUGUGGUUGACGAGAAUGGAGAUGUUAUCGGCAAAUUGACUAGUGGAGAUAUCAAGGUCUGUGCAGGCAAGAAGGUCGACGACGAUGGAGAUGUUGUCGAUCAAAAGGGUAACUCACUCGGACACGUGACUCUUCUCGAUGACAUUGUCGAAGAUGAACCUGAACCAGAGCCGGAGCCAGAAGAGCCAGAGCCAGAGCCUGAACAGGAGCCACAAGAGACAGAAGAAGAGAAGAAGAAGAGAGAGGAAGCCGAACUCGACCAGAAGAUUUGUAAACAAAUGAUUUACUGCGUUGAGGAUGCUCUUGACAAGAUCAAGCCAAUUCUCAAGAUGAUCAUUUCACACAUCGACAAAGCUGAGCGUACACCAAAGGAUGAUCUAGAUGAAGAGGAUCUUGUCAACAAAGUUAAGCCAUUGAUCGAAGAAGGUGGUCGCAUUCUUUCCGAGGCAAACGCCGCUAUCCGUGCUCUUGACCCAGGUGGAAGACUUCAAUCUCAAGCCAAGGCCAAGACAGCAGCUCAUGAAGCUACUCCAGAAGAGUAUCACUUAGCUGAUUGUAUCAAAGAACUCACUGGAGUUGUCACCGAGACUAUCGAAAAUGCCAAAAGAAAGAUUGAAGGCAUGCCCCACGCCAAGAAGGAAAUCAAUCCUCUGUGGUCUCUUCUCUCAGAGCCACUCGCUCAGAUUCUUGCGGCCGUUGGCUUGCUUUUGAGUGGUGUACUGGGCAUAGUUGGUAAAUUGCUCAGCGGACUUGGUCUCGGAGGCUUGCUCGAUAACCUCCUCGGAGGUCUUGGUUUGAAGAACCUUUUGAACGGUCUUGGACUUGGAAUGGUGGUUGAUUCCCUCACGGGCAAGAAGAAGAAAUAA
Messenger RNA from Sclerotinia sclerotiorum 1980 UF-70, 3447 nucleotides. RefSeq lists its product as hypothetical. The transcript has 3 exons. NCBI's taxonomy places the organism in Eukaryota, Fungi, Ascomycota, Leotiomycetes, Helotiales, Sclerotiniaceae. Bases 1 to 3447 code for a protein of 1148 amino acids. The record is from RefSeq and is a predicted model, not a curated record.